Phytomonas sp. Hart1 is the source of this 669-nucleotide messenger RNA. The record is from the annotation of a GenBank genome assembly. NCBI's taxonomy places the organism in Eukaryota, Euglenozoa, Kinetoplastea, Trypanosomatida, Trypanosomatidae.
AUCUUGGUAAGUUAUAUAACUCAACCAAAGAAAACCUAUACAUUUCCUUAGAUUGUAUUCUUUGACAUAAAGCUGUUUAGUAAGGAUUAAACAUGUCAGAAGAUCAGCAGGUCGUGGACGAGGAAUUGGUCAUUCCUACGGAAACGAUGGACUCCCACCUUUACUAUUUACGCUACUACGCAGGCCACACUGGUAGGUAUGGUAACGAGUUCCUUGAGUUUGAGCUGAAGGAUGAUGGGACACUAAAGUAUGCCAAUAAUAGUCAAUAUCGAAAUGAAAAUAUUAUUAAAAAACAAGCUCGUGUAUCCCAAGCAGUACUAGAGGAGGUAAAAUCAACUAUUGUGAAAUCAGAGAUUUACAAAAGCGACGACGAAGAGUGGCCGCAGCCGGACCGAAACGGUCGACAAGAGCUUGAAAUACAUUUUGGGAGCACGCAUAUUUCACUAGUGACUAAUAAGAUGACCACCAUGCCGAAUGAAGGCCCUGAUGAGCCUAAAGGUCUUUUUGAGUUUUACUGUUUCAUACGAGAUCUGAAGGCGCUUGUGCUCUCACUGGUAUCUAUCCACUUUAAGAUUAAAGCGGUAUAAUCAUCGCUACAUUAAAUUAUAUGGUGCCACUGAGGGGCUAAUACCAAAGUUUGGUCCCACAGAGGAACCUAUACCUAUUAGA